AUGUACGCUAGUAACUUUGUCGAAGAUGACGAGUUCUGGAAUGAAUGCACGGAUGGACACCCGCCGGAGAAGGACUCUCGACCUGUUGAAUUUAUCUACGUGCGGGGGCGCUUCCACUACAAUUCAGAUGAGCCUGACGAACCUUGGCACAUCACAGUUGACUUCGGCAACCGUCAGACAUGGAGCCAUGGGGAGGGCUUUUUCCGUCGGGGCUACCACAUAUAUGCGAAGGGUGACAACUUGGCCAAUGGGUACGCAGGUUAUUGCUCGCCAGUCAAUAAGACGGGCAACCUGAUGAACAUAGCAGCCUCACCUAGUCUCGGUCAAAGUGGUGUCAUGCCAGGAGCACCGUCCUCAUUGAACGAAAAAGAAUCCGUCCUUGGGGUACCUCGGGGUGUCAGAGGAUACUUCCGUAACUCUGCAUUCCGGAGAACUUUGUACGAGACAACUUUACGUGAGUUUAAGCCACCGAAGGCACUGUUCGAGCUCGUCGACAUGGACGAGCUCAAUGACAUGAUCAAGUGCAUCCGCGAGGGCGCAUUGAAAUCUGCGAGGCCAAGCAAAGAGGGAGAUAUGGUUAUCGAUUUUUCCGGAAACUGGGUGAAAGCCCACCAAGCAAUAUCAGACGCAAGAAAGGCAGGAAAAGAGGUCCCUUUAGGGUGGAAGAAGAUUGCACAGCAUGAGCUUCUCCGGUCAUGCGCUAAAGGCCGAGCUGCUGGGUCAGCCUAUGAGAAGACUAGGAGGACCAGAAGGGAUAAAGGGCGUACAACAAGACCUUGGCAGGGGUCUCCAAAGUCCAGAACGUCCGAGGCAACAAAAGAGGCAUCUCGUCCUUUGUUCAAAACUCGUGGUUCCUGGGAUGAGGGCCUCCUCGACUUUUCUAAAGAUCAUUCAGAGUGCAAACGAUCCGAAUCGAACGUCAGCAGUAGGAGCGAAGAAGUCCAAAGAGUUAGGGUGAAAGGUCGGUCCCGAAGAAUGGCAGGCCCCUCCCAGUCCAAGAAGUCAGAGGCAGCAGAGCGAGCGCCUAGUCUCAAGCUUACGAUCCGCGAUCCACCAAAUAUAGGUACCGGCGCCCGCCAGCAUGGCUCGGCAUCCGGUACAGUUGACUCGAAAGAUAGCUGCGAGCAGUUGCUGACGGAUUUGCCCGAGGGCAAAAAACCAGAAUCUAAAGGUCCGCCCCGAAAAGCGACGAGAUCUAAGAAGGAAUUUGAUCUGGGACGAGCUUUGUUGGACGUAACCCACGAGCCUACGGGCUUCGUCGAUUAUAAAAAGGCCGCAUGGAACAGGAAUCUGGCAUCGGACGAUAGACCAACCGGUCCACGUUUGGACCGACUCUCUGGGUCCUCAGUAGGCGCCUUGUUGCUGGACUAUACCGGCCCAGCCUCGGGCGGCCGGUCUCCUCGGGCGUCAAGCUCACGGAAGGGGAAAGCUCGUCCAUGUGGACUCGUGGAGAGCGCCUCUGACACUCGCGACUCUGGAAAGCAGACGAGUCGGCCGCUGCCACCUUCAGAUACCGACGCUAUUACCAAGAAUGGGAAGAAAGUGAGGAGUCCCUCGAAAUUGCAAGGUGUCGAGCAAAGGCGUGCACUGAAGAUGACACCGAAGUGGGUGUUACCGCGAAGCACAAAAGAAGGCACGUCUGACGAAGUUCACGCCUAA
Molecule: messenger RNA, 1659 nt
Organism: Diaporthe amygdali
Lineage: Eukaryota; Fungi; Ascomycota; Sordariomycetes; Diaporthales; Diaporthaceae
Exons: 3
Coding region: 1-1659 (552 amino acids)
Source: RefSeq, a predicted model, not a curated record